AUGGACGACCUUUACACAGAACACGUCGAGAGCGCAGACAAGACAUCGCUACAGGACCAGAUGGUUUAUUUUGAAGAAAUAGCCGAAUUUGUGAACACCCGCGUUUAUGAACUCGUGACAGAGAAGGUGAACAAGGACAAUAUAAGAGAGAUACAUAAAAAAUAUCGCAUGAAUGCAUACAACAUAAUGGAUUCGUUGACACCGACACGAAUGAGUUCAAUAAGAGGUUGCAACAUAGAGUACUCAAGAUGUCGAUUCGACAUAGAUAUGGCGUAG
Molecule: messenger RNA, 276 nt
Organism: Peronospora belbahrii
Lineage: Eukaryota; Oomycota; Peronosporomycetes; Peronosporales; Peronosporaceae
Source: the annotation of a GenBank genome assembly